AUGGGAGCAGAGAAUGACACAGAAUCUAUAACGGAGCCAGUGCCUGAAGCCGUCGAGUAUGUACAGAAGUGUAACUGUCGUUGUGGUGAACGCAACGAGGCUUCCCGGAUCGUGGGCGGGGUGGAGACUGCAGUGAACGAGUUCCCCUGGGUGGCGCGUCUAUCACUGCAUAACAAGUUCUAUUGUGGAGGUUCGCUCAUCAAUGACAGAUUUGUGCUCACCGCCGCGCAUUGUGUUACAUCGUUCAUGUGGUUCAUGAUCAAAGUGACUCUUGGGGAGCACGACCGCUGCAACACGACUCAUCCCCCGGUGAUCCGUUACGUCAUCAAGAUGGUGGCUCAUAACUUUAGCUUCUCUAACUUCAAGGAUGAUGUUGCUGUGCUGAGACUGCACAGGCCAGUGGUUAUUACUGAUACCGUGAAACCAGUCUGCUUGCCGAAAAAUGAUGAUGCAACAUAUGCUGGUGUGAAUGCGAUAGCAGCUGGUUGGGGCACCGUGGGUGAGGGAAAGAACCACUCUUGCUUCCUGCAGGAAGUGGAACUCCCGAUUCUUAGUAACGAGGCUUGCAAGAAGGCGAACUAUACUCCGAGCAUGAUUGGAGAUGGUAUGCUCUGCGCAGGAGACCCAAAAACAGGAAUGAAGGAUACUUGUCAGGGUGAUAGUGGGGGCCCUCUUAUUUUUGAAGAAUAGUCACAUGUAAUAUGGUGUUUUUUUAUUUCAGGUGUGGUGUCAUGGGGCAUAGGCUGUGGUCGGCCAGGCUAUCCCGGUGUUUACACCAGGGUGACCAAGUAUCUUGACUGGAUACGGAAGUUUGCUAACACUGGAUGCUUUUGUGCUGCCUAA
Molecule: messenger RNA, 843 nt
Organism: Helicoverpa zea (corn earworm)
Lineage: Eukaryota; Metazoa; Arthropoda; Insecta; Lepidoptera; Noctuidae
Product: trypsin-1-like
Exons: 7
Biological process (GO): proteolysis
Molecular function (GO): serine-type endopeptidase activity
Source: RefSeq, a predicted model, not a curated record